AUGCUGUACAUAGCAGCCUCAUUCUAUCAUAAAACCAAUUCAGGCCUGGAAAACAUCAUCAUCAUUCACGGACAACUGGGAAACCACAUGCAAGUACCAUCACCAAGACAAUCCAUGCACACACGACAGCACCAACCACAACAAAGAAACUGUCAGCACUCGCCCGGUGCAAACAGAUCCAAGCUGACCCAUCACUUGCUGCCGAGAUUUUGCUCCGUGAACGACUCAUUUUCCCAGUUGAAGUUUCCAGAUACAUCGGGUCGGCAUCCUUUGACUCAGGAAGAAGUAGUUCAGUCCAAUAUUGCCUUUGCAUGCGUUCCACGUCUCGAUGAAGCUGAAUGUGAACGAUCACUGUGCUAUAAUUUGUACUAUCGAACCAUGGAUGGUACUUGUAACAACUUAGCUCGGCCUUUGCGAGGAGCUGCCUUUCGUCCUUAUAACAGGUACCAUGCUUGUUCUUGCAGUACAGUUUACCAAAGUAUUCAGAUGCGGAGAAAUGCAGUUUCUUUUGCAAAUAAGCAGCUCACACAUUCAAGCACUUUCCUUUUCUUGCCUCCUCCUUUCAACACGCUUUCGGUACUUUCGUUAGCUAUAACUUUUGAGAUCCUUAACCGUUUUCAACCUAUUUGCAACAGAAAAAUAAAUACAACUCUUGCGAUCAGUAUUCCUACGGCGCUGGCGAAGAAAACGCGUGAUGUCUGA
Molecule: messenger RNA, 702 nt
Organism: Gongylonema pulchrum
Lineage: Eukaryota; Metazoa; Nematoda; Chromadorea; Rhabditida; Gongylonematidae
Source: the annotation of a GenBank genome assembly